Zychaea mexicana is the source of this 360-nucleotide messenger RNA. RefSeq lists its product as uncharacterized. Lineage: Eukaryota; Fungi; Mucoromycota; Mucoromycetes; Mucorales; Lichtheimiaceae. The transcript is spliced from 4 exons. The annotation marks the transcript as partial. The record is from RefSeq and is a predicted model, not a curated record.
UACUAUGGGUCUGGAGGCAAGAAAAUAAUCGCAAAAACACUUCAAGACAUACUGCUGGUACACGAGAUCGAUGCUGCGAAUGAGCACAUCAAACCAAUGGAUACUCUGGAAUAUAUAGCCUCCCAGGUCAGUAUGCGCCUAGUUAGGGAAGAUCUUGAGUCGCCCGUUGAGACAGAAGAAGAUUGUGAUUGCACCAUUAGCCUAGCAUAAUUUAUCUUCUCCAAUCUAUCCCUAUACACUUUCAUUUAAUCUUCUCUUUUUUUCUCUUUCUCUAUACUCUUUGAACGUCACUAUAAGGCAACAUAAUAAAAGUUGGUCUACACAAAGAACUACACUUCCACUUUUUUUUGGUCUACGCAA